ACGUAGGCACUCGUGGCUGCUGGGAAACCCACCGACUCACCCUGGGGUCCGUCACAAACGACCUCCGCUGGGACCAGGUCUCUGGCCCCUCCCAAGGACCAUGCUGCAGCCCCACUGACCCAGGAGUAGGGGCCUGAGGGGGCACCUGGAAUGGGCUGUGUGUUCUGCAAGAAGUCGGAGCCGGGGCCCAAGGAGGAUGUUGGCCUGGAAGGGGACUUCAGGAGCUACGGGGCCGCAGACCGCUAUGGCCCUGACCCUACUCAGGCCCGGCCUGUGUCCUCCUUUGCCCAUAUCCCCAACUAUAACAACUUCUCCCCUCAGCCCACCAGCCCCGCCUUCCUCGAUGGGGGCACCAUCACGGGCAUCUCAGGAACUGGGGUGACCCUGUUCAUCGCCCUGUAUGACUAUGAGGCCCGGACAGAAGAUGACCUCACCUUCAUGAAGGGUGAGAAGUUCCACAUCCUGAACAGCAAUGAAGGUGACUGGUGGGAGGCUCGGUCACUCAGCUCCGGACAAACUGGCUACAUCCCCAGCAAUUAUGUGGCCCCUGUGGACUCCAUCCAGGCUGAAGAGUGGUACUUUGGAAAGAUGGGAAGGAAGGACUCGGAGAGGCUGCUGCUCUCCUCUGGCAACCCCCAGGGAGCCUUUCUCAUUCGGGAGAGCGAGACGACAAAAGGCGCCUACUCUCUGUCCAUCCGGGAUUGGGACCAGGCCAGGGGCGAUCACGUGAAACAUUACAAGAUCCGAAAGCUGGACACGGGUGGCUACUACAUCACUGCGCGGGCCCAGUUUGACUCGGUGCAGGAGCUGGUGCAGCACUACAUGGAGGUGAACGACGGGCUGUGCCACCUGCUCACAGCGGCCUGCACUACCAUGAAACCACAAACGCUGGGGCUGGCCAAGGACGCCUGGGAGAUCAGCCGCAGUUCCAUCACGCUCGAGCGCCGUCUGGGCACCGGUUGCUUCGGGGAUGUGUGGCUGGGCAUGUGGAACUCUAGCACGAAGGUGGCGGUGAAGACGCUGAAGCCCGGCACCAUGUCCCCGAAGGCCUUCCUGGAGGAGGCGCAGGUCAUGAAGUUGCUGCGACACGACAAGCUGGUGCAGCUGUACGCCGUGGUGUCGGAGGAACCCAUCUACAUUGUGACGGAGUUCAUGUGCCAUGGUAGCUUGCUGGAGUUCCUCAAAGACCAAGAGGGCCAGGAUUUGAGGCUGCCCCAGUUGGUGGACAUGGCAGCCCAGGUGGCUGGGGGCAUGGCCUACAUGGAGCGCAUGAACUACAUCCACCGUGACCUGAGGGCAGCCAACAUCCUGGUGGGGGAGCAGCUGGUGUGCAAGAUCGCUGACUUUGGGCUGGCUCGGCUCAUCGAGGACGACGAGUACAACCCCCGACAAGGGGCCAAGUUUCCCAUCAAGUGGACGGCCCCAGAGGCUGCCCUUUAUGGCAGAUUCACCAUCAAAUCAGAUGUGUGGUCCUUUGGAAUCCUACUCACUGAACUCAUCAGCAAGGGCCGAGUCCCUUACCCAGGCAUGAAUAAUCGGGAAGUGUUGGAGCAGGUGGAGCAUGGCUACCACAUGCCGUGCCCCCCAGGCUGCCCAGUAUCCCUGUAUGAGGCCAUGUUGCAGACCUGGCGUCUGGAUCCAGAGGAGAGGCCUACGUUCGAGUACCUGCAGUCCUUCCUGGAGGACUACUUCACCUCCUCAGAACCCCAGUACCAGCCUGGGGAUCAGGCAUAGCCUGUUUGGGCACCCGUCACCUCACUGAGGGGUACCCACCAGGCCCUUUUCAACCCCCCAGGCCCUGGUCCCAAAGCCCCCAGGGUCAUAGCAUGUCAGAGCAAGCAGGAUGCUCUGACACCAUUGAGGGCAACCACUCAUUUUAAAGAUGGGCAAAUCAAGGCUCAGAGAUGAUCCCUCACCCAGUGUAGCCACAGGCACUAUUUCUCUCCUUACAAUUUAGGACCGUAUAUGCCUCUGGUCUCCCUACUCCUCCCCUCCCCCCAAAAAAGAAAUGCUCAGACCUUAUCUAGUUAUUUAUAAAACUAUAUCCUUUCCCUCACCUCCCAUCCCUGCAUUCCUACUUUGUCAUCCCACCCUGGUCCAGGACCCCAGAAUUCACCUCCUACUCAAUUCUCUUGUGACUGUAGGUUACAAAGGGAGGGGAAAACUUUGCUGGAUCCCUUUCCCACUGGGUGUACCCUGUAGUCCAGGACUGAGGUCCAAGGCCCAGACUGAGGAAGAGGGUUGCUGAGGGCUCCCUUCCCCGAAUCAUGUGUGUGUGUUUAUUGAUUUUGUAAAUAAGAAAAAUGACAAUAUGAAUCCUUGAGCUAUGAAAAUUCCUUCCUUUGGGAGGGAUGGUGGU
Miniopterus natalensis is the source of this 2359-nucleotide messenger RNA. It is a transcript of the gene FGR, whose product is annotated as FGR proto-oncogene, Src family tyrosine kinase. Gene Ontology annotation, biological process: protein phosphorylation. NCBI's taxonomy places the organism in Eukaryota, Metazoa, Chordata, Mammalia, Chiroptera, Miniopteridae. The record is from RefSeq and is a predicted model, not a curated record. Gene Ontology annotation, molecular function: ATP binding; protein binding; protein tyrosine kinase activity.